Molecule: messenger RNA, 1752 nt
Organism: Phlebotomus papatasi
Lineage: Eukaryota; Metazoa; Arthropoda; Insecta; Diptera; Psychodidae
Product: myrosinase 1-like
Exons: 3
Coding region: 140-1618 (492 amino acids)
Biological process (GO): carbohydrate metabolic process
Molecular function (GO): beta-glucosidase activity
Source: RefSeq, a predicted model, not a curated record
CAGCUGGGUUGUGGACAUGAAAACAAGGAAAUUGCCGGAAAUUGCUUAUCAAAAAGCUUGCAAUUCCUGGCAUUUUCAGUGUUGAUUUGUGCAUUUGAGUAUUGUGAGCUAAUCUUUGAGGUCCUCAGAAUAUAUUCCGAUGAAGUCCUCAUAUCUAACUUUCUUAUUUCUUCUGAUAAAAAUUAUAAGAGUCUGUCCACAGGAGGAUUCUUCUCAUGACCACAAUACCUUCCCGCAAGAUUUUACAUUCGGCGUAGCCACAGCUGCCUAUCAGAUUGAGGGUGGAUGGAAUGAGGAUGGAAAAGGUCCCAGUAUCUGGGAUACCGUGACUCAUGAGCAUCCAGAAUUAAUUGCUGACAGGUCUUCAGGAGACGUCGGACCAGAUUCUUAUCAUCUGUAUAGGGAAGAUGUGAAGAUAUUGAAGGAAUUAGGCGUGAAUUUCUAUAGAUUUUCCAUCUCUUGGGCCAGAAUUCUUCCCACGGGCGAUGUGUCAUCACUCAAUCCGGCUGGUUUGAAGUACUAUAGCGAUUUGAUUGAUCUUCUGCUCGAGGAAGGCAUUCAGCCCAUGGUGACUAUGUUCCAUUACGAUCUCCCUCAGUACAUUCAGGAUUUAGGAGGUUUAACUAAUCCUAUCUUCGUCAAAUAUUUCCUGGAGUACUCAAGGAUACUCUAUGAGAACUAUGGGAGUCGCGUAAAGCACUGGAUAACGUUCAAUGAACCCUCAGAAUCUUGUAUUCAAGGCUACAGCAGUGGUACUCAAGCUCCAUUGAUAAAAUUGCACGGAGUUGGAGAAUAUAUUUGUGCUUAUAACGUUCUUUUGGCCCACGCAGAAGCUUAUCAUUUUUACAAGGCAAAAUUUGCUAAAAUAUUUGAUGGUAAAGUCGGAAUAACUUUGGAUAGUCGCUGGCUCUAUCAGAAAUCUCCAGGGAAUGAUCUGGUUGAGAAGGGAAUGCAAUUCCAAUUGGGCUUCUUUGCCAAUCCCAUUUUCAGUCCUAGCGGAGGAUGGGCUAGGCAGCUGGAGGAUUCAGUGGACAGGAAUAGUGCAAAAGAAGGACGUGCCUGGUCACGACUUCCGGCAUUUAGUCCUGAAGAAAUUGAGAGAGUGAAAGGAUCUGCAGAUUUUCUGGGAUUGAACUACUACAGUGCACGUUUUGUGGAACCAGGCAAAUUUACAGAGGACCCCACCAAUCCGUCCUGGGAGAGAGAUCAAAAUCUCACAUACAUGGUGGAUCCCAGUUGGAGACGAGCAAAAUCUUCGUGGCUUUACAUGGUUCCGGAGGGAUUAAAGGACAUUCUUUUGUGGAUAAAAGGGACUUAUGGUAAUCCCGAAGUGAUAGUCACUGAAAAUGGAUGGUCAGAUGAUGGUGAGCUGGAAGAUGAUGGCCGGGUGGAUUACCUAAAGGGGCAUUUACAGGCAGUCUCGGAGGCUCUUCAGGCAGGAUGUAACGUCAGAGGAUACACUCACUGGUCUCUUUUGGACAAUUUUGAGUGGAUGAGGGGCUAUACAGAAAAAUUUGGACUCUAUCGCGUUGAUAUGGAAGAUCCUGAGAAGAAGCGUGUGCAGAAGAAAUCCGCCACAGUUUAUAAGGAUAUUAUCAAGAGCCGGAAAAUCACGUAAACAAAAAAACUCCAAGGUAGAAACAGUGCAAAUCUGUUACGUACACCGCUCAUCUUCUAGUAACCUCAACAAUUUGCAUGCAUAUCCUCUCUCUUACAGUUACUUUUUUUACUUAAAUAAAAAUAAAAAAAAUA